GGUUUGCUAUAACAUAAGCCAGACUAUAACGUUAAACAGUCUUGGUCGAAAUCUCGUCCACUACUUUUAUUCAUACACCCUAUUCUCCCUCUAACUGAAAAAUGACACAAUUUCAAAACAAAACUGAACGAAAUUGUUUUCUCGGAAAUAAUUGUGGAUUGGAGGAGAGGAAGGUUAGCGAGCGUAUAAAAGGCGCACUAAAAAACACAUUGAAAUUAAAACGAGCAAGCAGCUACACUUUACAAACCACAGUCCUUUUCAUGUAAGAAAAAGUUUAUCAAAACAUAGAGAUGGUAUCCAGGACAUUUUUUUUCCUUUUCUUAAUUAUAUUAACAGUGAAAAGUGAAAAUAAUACGUUGGGAAAUGUUAUGAAAAAGAUUGUGUCGGAAUACAGUAAUUCGACGUCAACCUGCAACAACUACGCUCCGUGGUUUUUUGAACAAAUGAUAAAACUCCUAAACUGUGGUCCUUUACCGAAAUUGAACAACAGUCGAAUACAAUAUACUUUGAAAUGGGAAGAGGAAAAAAUACACCUGCAACAAAAGUGCAACCGCAAUUUUGAAGCAAGCGUAGAGAAUACGGCCGAUAUUAUUUGUUGGAAUGGUAAAUGGAUGUAUGAAGAUAAAAAAUGUAAGUUAAUAACCUGCCCCAUUUUUCAUAAACCUGCACACAGUUUCAUGACAAAUGUUGCAUACACAUAUAACUCUGUUAUUCACUUUUCCUGUGUUUCUGAUUAUAUUUUGCGAGGAAACAAUUCAAUACGGUGUCAAGAAAAUCAGCAGUGGUCGUCUCUACCACCAGCUUGUGAAAUUGUUAAAUGUCUCCUACUGCAUCCACCCAAACAUGGCAAUAUAAACAAUACAAAUGAAGUUAAAGUUAACGAAACAGUUUCUUUCACUUGCUUAAAACCAUAUAAUCUGAAAGGUGAAUCUGUAUUAACUUGUCUUCGAGACGGUAGCUGGAACUUUCCGACACCUGUUUGCACUUUGAAAUGUGUCGUACCUGAAAUUGCUGGUAGAGUUGUGACUAUUUCUGAAGGUACAAUUUUAAAACCAAGAACCUUAAUCAAUCAAGGAGGGAAAGUGUUAUAUUCUUGCAAACGAUCUUUCAUGCCUGUCGCGUUUGGUGUCGUUCAAUGCUUAUCAGGUAAAUGGUACCCAGACAUAAAAUGCAGAAAAACGUGUAAAAUUGAGAAACUACAUGGAUUAAAUUUUAUUUUGUCACAUAAUUUUUCAGUUAUUGAAUAUAGCUGUUCAGCAGGAGAAACUUUGCUGGGAGAUUCUAAAAGAACCUGUUUAGAAAAUGGAACGUGGAGUGGAAAACUUCCACAGUGUGUAAAGAACUGUCAAUUGUUACCCGAGUUUGGCAUAUAUGGCUACCGAAAUUCAGACACUUUGAAAUAUCUUCCGUUUGGCAGCACAGUCACAGAAAACACGAAUGUUACUUAUUCAUGUCAACUUCCUUAUGUGAAUAACACCAACGAUAACGUGAUAUGUCAAAAUGGUGUAUUGACCCCCAAACCACGCUGUUCAUAUGCAGAUAUUCGGCUGAUAGAUUCCAAAGUCAUUUUUACCCAUGAAUCGUCAAAUCAUUUUGUUUGUGAAACAAAUUACACUUGCGAAUUCUUUGGUUACAGACAGAUAUCAUGCGAAUGGGUAAACUGUGGGUUUCGUUCCCGCUUUCAUUGUGUCAAUGUAGGUUUUAACAAUGUAACAUCAGAAAUAUAUGCUGGUUCAUUAGUUACUCAUUGUUGUGUUCUGCAGUGUAAUGAUUAAUGUACAUUAAAUUUGUUUGUUCUUGCUUGCAAUCUUUACAUUCAAUUAUGACAACGUAAUGGAAGUCGUUGUCAUGUGCUUGUUUUUGACACUUAUCGUAAUAUAUGUAAUUGGAAGCAGACGUAAAAUUUAAACUCGCGUUAUAAACCGGCCUUCCAGUCAAACUGUACACACCAGUAAACUGAGGAGACAUUACUAACAACUUAAAAUUGCGUUCGUUGUGGCACUCAAGUAUCACGAGGAUCUUUGAUACUAAUUUCUAUUUAUCAUGUCUCAGGAGGGUAUGUUUUCAAGAGAAAGUAUUUGAACUUUACCGGCAAUCCCAAGAUUAGUGUAGUAUAAUUCAUAUGAGUUUUAUAUUCGUUAUUGGCACUCUCUUUGCCACUUUCCCUCUCUCAUUGCUAAGUACUUUCAUGUGUUUACACAGAUAAAUUAUUAUAAUACUAUCUUGCCCCGUGCCAACAAAAAUGACGGCUAAUUGGGUAAUUUUUCAGAGUAACACCCGCACGAUUUUCACUAAAAAAAAAAAAAAAAACUUUUUUGUGUGGAAUCCCUGACUUAAUAAGCUGCAAAUCCCUUAUUUUGGUUCGAGAAAAGGUAGGGGGAUGGUGAAUGGGACCCCCCUACGGCCCCGGAUUUAUUGGAAUUUUUUUUUUUUUCGAUGAACCUCUGUUUGAUUUGUUUUCACCGUACGACUUCCAUCAUCCCACUACCAAGUGUGCCAUCACCCCUUCUUUUCUCAUUCAGAUGUUGUGACAGAGAAAGACACAAACUUCUAUUAUCCCACUACCAAGUUUGCCACCACCCCUUCCUUCCUUAUUCAUCUACAAACUCCUCCCUUUCUCAUUUAUAUGUUGUGACGGAGAAAUACACAGUAGCUUUAGCGGAUCUUUCUGAUUUGACGGGCAACACUUUUCAUUAAUGUUUUAUGUAGUGUUUUUGGUACCGAAACACUUUCAAACUUCUUAUACUUGUAUAUUUUGUGUUAUAGAACAGAUAAAAAAUUUUGUAUUCGAAGUUAUUUCAUGUAAAAAAUUGUCGUAUUUCGGUAAUUUCAACCAAUCACUGACGUCUAUUCAGGUGAAAACAAUUACUGCCGUGGAAUGUAAACAACGGUGUCAUGGGAUCUUUUCCCUUGAAUAAAAUUAGUGCCGUUGUUUGUCAACAACAACUAUCCGUGUUACUGUAAUUUGACAUCAUUCGUGCGUUUGUACUGGUUUUAGGAUUACGGUUGGGGUUAUGAUUAUUUUUGCCAUAACCUCACUCAUAACCCUAACCGUAACCCCAACCCUAACUCUAAACCCUUACUAGGGAAUAAUAAUAUAAUUAAACAGGGAAUAACACUCUUGACACCGGCAAAAAGUAUUGUUUAUAAAAAGAGCAGUAACUGUAUUCAGCUGAAUAGACGUCAGUGAUUGGUUGAAAUUACAGAAAUACGACAACUUUAACAUGAAAUAACUUGCAAUAUAUAAAUUUUUGUUAAGAAAGCUAAGAGAAAAAGAUGUUUUAUAUGACACAUUCUACCAGUGUCCCAAGUUUGAAAGUGUUUCGUUAAGAAAACAAGUGUUGCCCGUCGAAU
Molecule: messenger RNA, 3354 nt
Organism: Octopus bimaculoides (California two-spot octopus)
Lineage: Eukaryota; Metazoa; Mollusca; Cephalopoda; Octopoda; Octopodidae
Product: E-selectin
Source: RefSeq, a predicted model, not a curated record